Messenger RNA from Physella acuta, 2983 nucleotides. Its product is annotated as rhodopsin-like. Gene Ontology annotation, biological process: visual perception; G protein-coupled receptor signaling pathway. The record is from RefSeq and is a predicted model, not a curated record. NCBI's taxonomy places the organism in Eukaryota, Metazoa, Mollusca, Gastropoda, Physidae. Gene Ontology annotation, cellular component: membrane. Gene Ontology annotation, molecular function: G protein-coupled receptor activity.
GCAGCUGACGGGCUGGUGGCGAGUGAAGGCUCAGGUCUGCUCCCAGGAUAUGUCAUUUUGGUGACGGCAUUAAGCCAACGUUUGUUUUCGACCCCGAAACAUAUUCUGCCCCUACAACAUGACGUCAGCAGCAGCAGAGAUGACCGCCCGCACGGACUACCCGAUGACGUCACCGUCGUUCGUAAACAACAUGACGACACACGUGUACGACACGUACGACCUCUUCAUCCACCCCCACUGGUACCAGUACGACCUGAUUGCCCCGGCCUGGCACUACGCCAUGGGCAUCUUCAUCACCUUCGUCAGCAUCUUCGGCUCUCUGGGCAACCUCUUGGUCAUGUACAUCUUUGGAACUACGAAAUCUUUGCGAACUCCAUCGAACAUGUUCGUCGUGAACCUCAGCAUGAGCGACUUCAUCUUCUCCAUCAUCAUGGGCUUCCCUCUCAUGACCAUCUCCUGCUUCAACAAACGUUGGAUCUUCGGGAAAGUUGCCUGUGAGUUGUAUGGUCUGGUCGGUGGUAUCUUUGGUCUCAUGUCCAUCAACACCCUUGCCGUCAUCGCCAUUGACCGUUACAACGUCAUCGCCCGGCCAAUGAAAGCGUCUCACUCCCUGAGCUACAAGCGAGCGUUCUUCUGGUUGCUCUUCGUCUGGUGCUGGUCAACUACCUGGACAAUCCCUCCUCUGUUUGGCUGGGGUGCUUAUAUACCCGAGGGUUUCCAGACCUCCUGUACGUUCGACUACCUGACGAGAAAUGACUACUUCCGGUCCUACAUCCUGUGCCUGUACAUCUUCGGGUUCGCCUUCCCCGUCGCCGCCAUCUUCUACUCGUAUUACCACAUCUACAGGGCCGUGGCUAGACACGAGAAGGAAAUGGGUCAGAUGGCAAAAAAACUAAAUGCAGAAAUCCGCCAAGGUCAGAGCGCCCAGAAAGCGGAGCUGAAGACUGCUCGGAUCGCCAUGACCAUCAUCACAUCCUUCCUGCUGUCCUGGACGCCCUACGCCACCAUCGCCCUGAUCGCCCAGUUCGGGCCCGCCGAGCUGGUCACACCCUACGUGUCAGAGCUGCCCGUCAUGUUCGCCAAGGCCUCGGCCAUGCACAACCCGCUGAUCUACUCGCUGUCUCACCCCAAGUUUAGGGAGGCACUAGACAAACGGUUCCCAUGGUUACUCUGCUGCUGCGGUUUCUCGGAGAAAGAGAAGGAGGCCGCGUCUGCGGCGGUGACCGAGACCAAGUCGAAGAUGAACCGGAUGGACAGCGUCAACAGCGCCGCUGCCGGCGGCAACCAGAGCCAGAUGAGCGAGAUCAGCAACUUAGACAGUGACGUGGCUGACGAGCCGGAGCCAGCCGCCAGAGCCGGCAUGAAGAUGAAGAACAUCCCAGCCAGGAGUAGCGCACCGGCCCAGCAAGACAACUCGGCUCUGGUCAAGGAUAUCAUGCAGGCGUUAGCUGGCGCCAUGUCUGCUGCCCAGAGCGGCGGUCAGCAGAUGCCGAUGUACCCCGCCCCCCAGAUGAUGGCAGGACAAGACCCCCAACAGAUGCAACAAAUGAUCUACGCCAUCUCACAAGGCAUGAUGAACAACGCUAACUGCCAGAUUCCUCGACCAAUGGGCGUGGCCGGACCUGCAGCGUCCCCUACGUCCCAGGCGUCACCCGCAAACGUCAUCACCACCCAAGCUGACGUCACUGGCUGCCACACGAACAAGGCCUUCCAAGCCGACUAGAAUAAACCCAUUCAAUAGGAAACAUCUUUAAAAAAUUUACAACAACCCGGAUCUACCACGUCUGCAGAUAAUUUCAUAAUUCAAACUAAUUUUGGUGAUGAAUUAAAAUUUAAAAUUAAAAUGGUGUUAAAAACCUGGCAAAAAAUAUUGUGAAGUUUGAAUCGAAUUGUACAUGCAAAAAUUGGAUUCAAUCGCGAAAAAAACAAACAAGGCGUGCAUGUAUACAUGUAUUAUUAUUAGUUUGGUUGUACAGUUGUACGUGUGUUUGUGUGAUUUUUUAGUUAUUUAAUGACUGUUAACCCCUUCAUUUCCUGUUAUACACAUCACGUGUCUCUGUAAGACAACAAUCCAACGGGAACCUGCUAUAUAAAAAUAUCUUCUGUACACAAAAUAUUUUUCAUUGUUUUAUGUGUGAAGCCUGCACCCUAUUAAAGUGUGUUGACUUUUUAAUGCCGUUUUUUUUUUUUUAAAAGUCCUGUCUUCAUUGAUUUUCUUGAUUUCUCAGCGCAUGAAACCUUAAUUUAAGUAAACCUGGCAAGGGAAAGGGGAGAUAAAUUAUGGAAGUGUGUUUUAUGCAACGUGAAUAGCCCCCCCCCCCCAACUUGCGUUUAUUGUUCUUUUGAUUUAUUUCAAAGACGCACAGCUCCGCUUUGUAAAAACAAACACUUGCCCCCUAUCAAUGCUUCAAGGUGGCGACAUACACGUUUAUGUAUGUAAUAUAGACAGAUUUCCCCAUCAAAUUGUUACAAUGUAGCUGACCAGUGUGGCUUAGUCCCCCACCCUUUCCUUAGAGCCACCAAAUAUCUAAUUACAAAAAAUUAACCACGUUUUCCCAUCACUGUUAUUAUCAUUGUAGCAUACUUACCUAAACGUCUCUACUUUCAAUUCUUGUAGUGCAAGAUUUAGAAAAGACUAAUGACAAAUACUAAGUUUUCAAAAAAGGCUGCAAGAUUUAGAAAAGACUAAAGACAAAUACAAAGUUUUGAAAAAGGCUAAAGCAAAUAAAAUUAAAGAAACUUACGAAGGGAACUAACUACCGUUAGGACAGUAUGAACAUCAUUACUUUAUAAUGUCAAUAUAUUAUGAGAAAUACUAUUUUUUUCGCCACCUGUUUUGUAAAAGACAAUGUAAUUUUGUAUAAGUAGUUGAAUUUGACAAACGUAAGGCGAAGUUAGAUCAAUGUGGAUAAAAGAAAUGUUUAGAGAGAUUAAAAUCUGAAAUAUGUCUGUGAUUGUAACAAUGUUUAAAUAUUGAAUUAAA